AUUGCGCAAAUUCUCGAUGUAAAUCGGACAUACAUGCUUAGACGUAGGUAUAUCAUACUUACACCUGUAAGGCAUAUAAAAGGAUGGCCGAAUUACUGGCAUAUCGAUCCCAAUGGCGAUACUCAUCAAGCAUCGGAGAAUCUCACUGGAUUACCUUUAAAGUUUUGAGAAUACGCGCCCUUCGACAUGCAUCUUUCAACUCAUACGUGGAUGAGGCCUGAGCCUCUCGAGGUGACACUUCGGAGAGCGUCCUCUCUUGGUUAUACGUCAGUCGAGCUCGCUGGCGAACCGUCAAGAUACGAUAUAGACGAAACACGAGUUCUCUUGAAGAAACAUGAUAUGACCUGCUGGGCCGUCGUAACGAUUAUGUACGGCUCCCGCGACUUAGCAGCCGAGGAUCCCGCCCAGCGAGAAGCCACAGUUGGAUACAUGAAGAAACUUGUUGAUCUAACAGCUGGACUUGGUGCAGAAGUAGUGACACUAGUUCCUUGCACUGUAGGAAAGCUGCAGCCAAAAGCAAGUCCGCGUGAUGAGUGGCAAUGGGUUGUACAGGGAGUAAGAGAGGUGGCGUUAUAUGCCGCGGAGAAGAGUGUCCGCAUAGCGAUAGAGCCUCUGAACCGAUUCGAAACGUAUUUGAUCACCAACAUCUCUCAAGUUUUACGACUUAUCGACGACGCGAAAGUACCGAAUCUUGGAAUCGCGUUCGACCCCUUCCAUAUGAAUAUCGAGGAACCUGAUUUAAUCGCUGCCCUACGUAGGUGCGGCGAUAGGAUAUACGACUUCCAUCUCGGUGAAAACAAUCGCCUUUCCCCAGGGGAUGGAAACCUGGACUGGCCCCUAAUCGUUCAGACGCUGCGUGAAAUUGGUUAUAAGGGUGGUCUGGCUUUCGAGGCUAUGCCGCCUAUCGAUAGGACUCCAAACGGUGGCUUCGGAUCGGAACAGAUGGAAGCUGAACCGUGGGAUGUGGACAUAGGAACCCUGCAAUUCUUGAAGGACCAUGCCAGCGGCGUCCUGCGAGACGAUUUCUACACCAAAUUGUUGGCACGGUCGGCAGAGACAAUAUCACCGCUCAUCAAAUGAGAUGUUUCACUGUCAUCUUAGACCCUAACGCCACAAUAAGCAAGCUAGGAAACGGCUGUUUUCUGUCAUUUUCUACCCAUGUUCGAGGCGGAAGGAUUGGCAAUUUUUACGACCGGAUUUAUUUGUCCUCGGCCUGAGAGAGAGCAUCAAGGCUCCCAACCCCCUAAAUGCUGCAUCUCAUAAAUGGCUCCUACGUCACAGCUGACUGCCCGUCUCCAAUAGCACAUUCAAUCAAUCAUGUUCAGAUAUCAAAUGUGCAGUUUUGACUAAUUGAAAUAAAA
Messenger RNA from Annulohypoxylon maeteangense, 1361 nucleotides. Its product is annotated as xylose isomerase-like protein. The record is from RefSeq and is a predicted model, not a curated record. Lineage: Eukaryota; Fungi; Ascomycota; Sordariomycetes; Xylariales; Hypoxylaceae. The transcript has a single exon. The coding region runs from base 187 to 1080 and encodes 297 amino acids.